Punica granatum (pomegranate) is the source of this 1562-nucleotide messenger RNA. The record is from RefSeq and is a predicted model, not a curated record. NCBI's taxonomy places the organism in Eukaryota, Viridiplantae, Streptophyta, Magnoliopsida, Myrtales, Lythraceae.
CAGUUCCCAAAAAAAAAAAAAAAAGCUAACCUGUGCAAAGCUAUUUCCGCCAUUUUUGCUCUUCAGUUUGGAGCUGUCUGAGGUUUCUUCUCCUCCUCCUCCUCCUCCUCCUCCUCCUCAUCCUCAUCCUCCUUCCAACUAUCAAUCAAUUUCCCACGCCUCUGCUCUUCGAAUGCAAUCAAUGAGCUCUCUCUCCUCUUCGUCCCUUCCUCCUCCCGAGCGCAUCAUAACCUUCAGAUCACUUCUCUGAGCACGAUCUGAAGUCACAUCCUGCGGAGGAAUCCAUAGAAAUAUAUGGGUGAAUUAGAAGCUUAUGAACGAGAGUUCAGGUGAAAUAGGUGAAAUAAGCGGCAUAUGAUGCGUUGUUGCUGCUCGCUGGUAGAUCGAAUACAGCCUUGCCUCCGCGACUACGACAGGCUCCAGUCCUUCGCCGUUGUCCUCAUCUACAUCCAGAUUGCGUGCGCGUUGGUUGGAUCGCUCGGGGCAUUGUACAAUGGGGUUCUGCUCAUCAAUUUGGCGAUUGCGCUGUUCGCUCUGGUAGCUAUUGAGAGUAGCAGCCAGAGCCUGGGGCGAACCUAUGCGGUUCUUCUGCUCUGCGCCAUCCUGCUCGACAUCGCGUGGUUCAUUUUUUUCAGCUAUGAAAUUUGGCAUAUUUCUUCAGCAGAUUAUGGAUUAUUCUUUAUCUUCUCUGUGAAACUUACUCUGGCAAUGCAAAUCAUUGGGUUUUCUGUGCGGCUGUCGUCGUCAUUCUUAUGGAUUCAGAUGUACAGGCUAGGAGUUUCCCAUGUAGACACUGUACUUCCUCGAGAAGCAGAUUUUGACUUGAGAAAUAGCUUUUUGAGUCCAGCAACUCCUGCAGUUAGACAAACCUCGGAUCCAGAUGAUGUUUUAGGGGGCUCCAUUUAUGAUCCUGCCUAUUAUUCAUCACUUUUUGAAGACAGUCUUGACAACGGAUUUUCAAAUAGGAGUCGCACGAGUGGUACUGGUAAUGACGGUCCUGUAUCUGCUGCUGAAGCUCCUCGGAUGAAGCUACCACAUGGGAAAUCCUUUCAAGCUUCUGAUGUACGUAGAUAUAUGCAUACCUCUUCUUUGAAGCUAAAGGGACUUAUGAAAACAUACAAACCAUUGAGGCUAACACCCAAUGUCGAGAGUCAGAAGAGCCCCUCCCGUACCGAGAGCGCAAUAAGCACGCCUCGCACUGUUUAGAUCAGGAAAGCUUGUCCUUUGCGGUAUCUGUUCCUUGUUUUCUUUGGAGAUACGAUUCAUUUGAUUUGUUGUGGCCCAAGUUACUCGCUGAAAUGGCUUUGUACAGAUUAGUAUUUUUUGGUCGUCUCUUCUAUGAUGAAAGAUGCUGAGCGUUGCCAAGUGAAUGUAGUUUUCUUUGGGGAGGUUACAGUGCAAAACUUGAUUUGGCCGUUCUUCAUCCGUUGAAUCCUAGAAAUAGUUCGGGUUUGUGGGACCUUACUGAGCAUAUGAUCAGUUGCAUACUUUCAGGUGUAGUGUUCAUAAUCAUGGGUUGAGUGACAUUGCUGAAAAUAGUAGAAGUGGCAUCUUUUUUGUCA